AUGGAAAACAAUACUAAUCACUCACGUGGAUCUACUUCUUUUUCAUCAAAUCUUAGCAUGAGCGUUACAAAUCGCUGGGCUGGUAUGAUUGAACAGUCUGUUUACAAAAAAACACGUAACUCACUGUUUCAAUUAAUAUCUUAUGUCUACAUUCAAUGUCCUUCAAUGUUCAUCAUGCAUACAAUUGUUUCAAUCUUUAGAUUGCUUCAAUUUGUAGGACCUUUGUUCUUUGUUUCCUAUAAAACACUUUGGUCCUCAGGUUCAAUGUCAUCGACAAUUGUUUCUUUAUUCAGUGUUUUCUUCCAUAUUUUUCCACCAUCUAUCCGCGAGAGCUGCACAAUUCCAUUUUUAGGUGUCUACGUUGGCUUAUUAGGUUUGUUUUUCAUUUUUACAAUUUACUGUGCAUUUUAUUACAAACAGAACGCCAAAUUACCAGAUUGGGUUCCUAUUUUCAUAUAUGUUUUCUUAAAUACAUUUGGAUAUUUAUUACAUCCAAUCGCAUUUCAGCUUGGUGGUGAAGAACUAAGCUUAUUGAUCAUGGGAAAAUCAUCGAUUAAUCAUAAGGCCAGUAUUGCAUUGCUUUGUUUAACUUUAAUUUUCUUCGGAAUUUAUACAUGGUUAAUCGCUACGAUUACAUCGACAUCAAUCCUAUUCAAUCCAACAUCUUUGCUAUCAGUUGUUGGCAGACCGCAGCUUAUGAUCUUUAUUCUAACAAACGUUGUUACGUUAUUAAUCUCUACAGGCACAAGUCUUACGAAGAUUCCUCGAUUAGUUCUUCUCGGUGUUGCUGGUAUCGGAUAUAUUAUUUCGAUAAUGAUACCAUUCAUUGAUGGCGGCUUUAUUUCAUUCUUACAUUCAAGUUUAAUCUUCGCUACAUCAAUGGCAGGACCAUUAUUAUGCAUCGGAUGCAUCGUCUUAGAAGUACUUAACGUUAAAGGUACAGAAGUUGUAAUUAUUCUCAUUCUUGCAAUAUGGGGUAUUAUGUAUGUGGUUUCUAUCCUUAUUUUGAAUGCAAGAAGGCGUAAAAUCCUCUUAUUACUCGAUGAGAUAGAAGAAAGCCAAGAAGCUUUCGAGCGUGUCAAAUCUCCAAGAUAUUUCUCCGAAAUUUGUGUCCAAGGAUUCGCAAAUGCCCAUCCGAUCUGCAUCUCCUGUACAAUCUUCACAUAUGCAACCAAUGCAUGGCAGGAUAAUGUCCUUAUUUGGGUUCUUUACGCCAAAUUUGCAACAAUUUAUCCAGAAGAAACAAUGAAAAUUGGUUGGAUACAGCAUCAAAUGAUGAGUUUGCAUAUCAAAGGUGCUACAAGCAAACACAUACAAGAAGAGAUCAUUACCAUUAUCAGGACACGUGAAAUCAACAUUUCUGCCGAGUUAAAGAAGAAGUUGAACAGAUUAAACAAAAAAGUUCAACUUGUCAAGAACAAAUUAAGACAUAUUUGGGAUCUCGUUAUACAAGGAAACACAGGAGAUAUGGAUACAUACAUCACAUUAACAUACAACUCCAUUGAAGACACAUUGGCCGAGUACAACCACAUAAUGAGACAAUAUCCAAACUCAAGAUUUGUUGCGAGAAGUUAUGCGAGAUUUAUGUUGGAAGUUCUUGCAGAUCACGAGAAAUUCAAUGAAUGGGCUGAGAAAUCGAAACUCCUUCAGCGUGGUAUCACUGUUAAACCUGAUCACGCACAUGAAUUAGGUGUUUACUAUUUCCCUAAUUUGCCACAAAAAUUAGAAGUUGGAGAAAACCAAGUCCAAGGACAAAACCCAGAUUCCGAAUCGAAUUUCAUGGAAAUGGAUGGAGAAUAUGAUGAAAAAACUGCUACAUCAAUGGAACAAUCAAUUGCUUUAAGAAGACAAAUAGAAAAUUUAAGAAUUCCUUCAACAUUCCAUUCAACAAUUCAGAGGAUUUUAAUCAUCUUCAUUUUAUUCCUUCUUCCGAUUGUUGCUGCCACAGUAUUGAUCUUUUCCAAGACAAAGACAUACAGCGAGCCAUUGACAUAUCUCCAGAGUGUUUCCUUGCUGAGAACUUAUCUCUUUAUGACUGUUUCUUUCGGUGUUCACUACAUUCACACUGAAUUAGAUCUUGUCAAACCAAUUGAAUCAAACGGUUUGGCCGGACCGUCAUCUUUAGGUGGAACAUUUAAUUUGACACAGCAAUUCAGCUACUUGUUGAAUGAACUAACGAGUACUGUACAAGAUUUGAACGGUUUGAGAGCAAUUGCACAAGGAAAUGUUGACAUGGACUCAGCAAGACAUCAUUUAUUUGGCAAUUUCUUGAAUUUCACGCAAUUCAAGAACACAACGUCCAACAAAACAGAAUUAACAUCAGUUUCCGUUGGCAUCAUGGAGAUUGUCACACAAUUGAGUCAUUUAACUGACAAAGCUUUUAAUACUUCUAUUUAUGAAGACCCUAAGAUUGUUACUCCAACAUAUAACGCUGUUCCUGUUGCAGAUGCGAUUUCUCUUUGUUUGAAUGAUAUCAAUAAUUACAUGGAUGAUCAUCACGAAUAUAUAACGAAAAUUUUGUUGAUUUUACAAAUAGUUUGUUAUAUAUUGAUACCUGUUUUGUUGUUUGUUUUCUUGUAUGUCGAAAUCAAACACAUAAACAACAACAAACUGACAAUUUACAAAUGCAUGACAUCAUUACCUAAAAACGUUGUCAGUGGUAUCAGUGAUUCAUUCAAGAUGAUGAAAGAUGAGCAACAAAGUGAAAAUGCAAGUCAUACGGAGCAAGACAGCAAAAUCAACAAACAAGAAGAAAACAUGCUUAAGAUUUUCGCUACAGCAACUGAUUCUAGUGGUUCCAAAUUCAGUGAUGCAAUUUUAAUGGUUACUUGCACUGUUUUAUCAGUUAUUUUGGCUGUUUUAAUGAUUUAUUUCAUUGAUCAACUCUUCAUGACAAUGUCUAUUUCUAUCCAUGAUUCAGCACCAAACAUGGAUAAUUUGAUGGGUGCUUUCGCUUACCAAUGCUCAAUGAUGAUGAUGCUUUCAAUCGUUUCUUCUGAAAACGUUGGUUAUUCAAUACAUGGCGAGAAAAGUGAAGAUAUUAUCACAAAAAUUAACACACAAUUGGUCAGUUCACUUGCAUAUUUCCACAAAGCUAGAUAUGGAAAAGAAGAUGGUUCUACACGUCCUUUCAAUGAAUUUAAUGAAGCCAUUGUUGAAUUGAACGAGAAAUCCCAUUGUUCGACAUCAAACAUUGUUGUUCCAAAGAAUAUGAGAGAAUCAUAUGAAUGUUUGAGUUUAGAAAUGUUGUAUUAUUCUGUGGAAACAAUUAUUGAGUCAUUGACACAACCAAUGGAACAAAAUCACCAAUUGUUCUUCCCGAAUGAAACAACGUUAACUAAUCUUUGGGAUAUAGAAACAGAGUUCCUUUAUGAUAAGUUCUUCCAUCCAAUAUUCACAGAAAUCAUUCCUUUCAUUGAAGAUUCACUUUUGAAGUCAGAAACAUCAAAAUUAAUUGUUAUUUAUGUUAUUUUUGUUUUGGAAUUAUUGGUUGAAUUAUAUGUUAUUUACCACUUCAAGAUCGAAGAACAGUACAUGAGAUUCGCCCUCAAACUAUUGUUACAUUGCACACCAUCGACAAUUACUCAAAUUCCUUUAAUUGUCAAUGUUUUGGGCGGAAACUUUAAAUCAAUAAAAGGUGACAGUACUUUAUUGAACAAACAAUUCUUCGAUGAAGUUCUUGUUCAGCUUCCUGAUCCUCUUAUUAUUGUUGAUGAGUCCGGAUGUAUUUCAUCAGUAAAUACUCAAGGACAAAGGAUGUUCCAACAACCGAAUUUGAUUGGCACAAAAAUGUCAGAAUUUUGGAGUUUGGAUGCUUUCGAAAGAUCCAUUUAUAACUUGAGAAAACAACCUCCUCAAGAAGAAGAGAUUACUUAUGUCGAUACAACGAACACUAAGUUCAAUCUCUCAGUGAAAUCCUUGUCUUUCAACCAAGUAACCGCUUAUCUUUUCAAGGAUAUAACUCAAAAUGUAAGAUAUAAUACUUUGAUCGAUGAAGAAAGAGGAAAAAGUGACAAAUUAUUAGAAAGUAUUUUGCCAGCUAAAUUAGUUAGAAGAGUACAGCAAGGAGAGAAGAACAUCUCAUUCUCUGUACAGUCAGCGAGUGUUGUAUUCAUGGAUAUCGUGUCUUUCACACCUUGGUGUGGAAGUUUGCCUGCAAACAGAGUUAUGGAAAUUUUGAACAGAUUGUAUAAAGAAUUUGACGCAAAAGUAGCAAGUUUCCCGACAAUGACUAAGAUCAAAUGCAUCGGUGACUGCUACAUGGCUGCUGGUGGUAUUUUCGCAGAGAUAAACCAACCAGCUGUUCAUGCAAAGGAAAUUGUUGAAUUCGGAAUUGAAGCAAUUGGUGCUGUAGGUGUUGUGAAUGAAGAAACGAAACAAUCACUACAGAUUAGAGUUGGUAUUAACACGGGUGGACCUUUGGUUGCUGGUGUUUUAGGCUCUGGUAAACCAACUUUCGAAAUCCUUGGUCCAACAAUUAACAUGGCUCAACAAAUGGAGCACCAUGGUGUUCCAAUGCAGGUACACAUAUCUAGAGCUGUCUAUGAACUGAUUUACGGCGGUAAUUUCAAGAUUAAGGAAAGAGGUCAGAUCGAGAUUAAGAAUGGUACAGUUGUAACAUACCUUGUAUCACCAUAA
Messenger RNA from Trichomonas vaginalis G3, 4638 nucleotides. Its product is annotated as guanylate cyclase protein. The transcript has a single exon. Bases 1 to 4638 code for a protein of 1545 amino acids. Gene Ontology annotation, biological process: intracellular signal transduction; cGMP biosynthetic process; receptor guanylyl cyclase signaling pathway. Lineage: Eukaryota; Parabasalia; Trichomonadida; Trichomonadidae. Gene Ontology annotation, molecular function: peptide receptor activity; guanylate cyclase activity. The record is from RefSeq and is a predicted model, not a curated record.